Myodes glareolus (Bank vole) is the source of this 3597-nucleotide messenger RNA. NCBI's taxonomy places the organism in Eukaryota, Metazoa, Chordata, Mammalia, Rodentia, Cricetidae. The record is from RefSeq and is a predicted model, not a curated record.
AUGAAGAUCAUAGGCCUCCUCUUGCCUCCUCUUGUGGCUUGCCCUGAAUGCCCUCACUGCCGCUGUAGUGGCUCUCGGACUCCGACCACCUCAAAAAUCCAAUCUGGAAAGAUGCGGGCUGGUGGCACCUGCCACCCAAGACUACCAAAAUCCCUUCAGAGGAAGAGGUCAGCACAGACACAGAUGUGGGAGUCCCCCGUGGAGUCCCAGGACAAGCAGCUCCUGCCAAAGCUGCCUCGAAAAGAGUCCUCGCCCAAGGACUCUGGCCUCAAGGCAGUUCCCAGCACACAUACUCUUUAUGUGGGCCACCUGAACCCCCAGUUCUCUGUGCCCGUGCUUGCCUGCCUGCUACGAGACACCCUAGAGCGGCUGGAGCUGCCAGUGGCCCGUGAGCACAUUGAAGUAGUAAGGCGGCCACGAAACACUUAUGCACUGGUACAGGUGGCUGCCCCCAAGGCUGCCCUGGCCGCCCUUCCCUGGCGUCUGCAGAUGGCCAUGGAGGAGCAGCUAAUCCUCAGAGAGCUCACAGCCCGUGGCAAGGAGCUGGUGUUGAGUGAGGGCUUGGAGUCCUUAAACCACAGGGAGGACAGCGGCCCAAGCCCAAGCGCCAGCCCUGGCCCCAGCCCAGGCUUAAGGCGCCCACAGCAGCCCCAACUGCCAGACUCUUCCCCUAACUGGUGCUGGGCUGGGCGUCGACAGAUUUCUCAGAACCGACCCAGUGGCGUGCGCUCUGAUAGUGCCAUUGUGCACCAGGAGAUCUUGGGCCAGGAGCAGCUAUUCCAGGGUGCUUUCCUUGGCAGUGAGACACGGAACGUGGAAUUUAAGCGAGGCAGCGGUGAGUACCUGAGUCUGGCUUUCAAGCACCACGUACGGCGCUACGUGUGUGCCUUUCUCAACAGUGAGGGUGGCAGCCUGCUGGUAGGUGUGGAGGACAAUGGCCUGGUACAGGGCAUCCACUGCAGCCACCGUGAUGAGGACCGCACACGCCUGCUGGUGGACUCCAUCCUGCAGGGCUUCAAACCCCAGGUCUUCCCUGAUGCCUACACCCUCACCUUCAUCCCCGUCAUAAGCACUUCCACAGCCAACACCCCUCUCAAGGUACUCCGUCUGACCGUACACACCCCCAAGGCCCAGGGUGAGCCACAGCUCUAUGAGACAGACCAGGGGGAGGUAUUUCUACGACGUGACGGAAGCAUCCAGGGCCCACUGUCUGUUGGCGCCAUCCAGGACUGGUGCAGGCAGAAGUGGACGAUGGAGCUGGGCAAGCUGGAAGAGAAGGUGAAGGUGCUAACGGUGGAAAAGGAGCAGCUUCAGCAGCAGCUUCAGCAGCAGCGGUCCCUGUCCUGCAGCUGCUGCGUCCUGUGAGGAUGAGGAAGAUGGGGGCUAAGGCCUGGAAUAAAACAUACAUGGGCUACCACCUCUCUCCUUCGGCACUGCUCAUGCGGGUGCUGUGGCUUCACCUCAGAACAGGCUGACCAUCAGCUCUUGGCACAUCGCCAAGAACCCCGAUUUCGGAAAACUUGGCUAGCUAUUCUAGAACUGACCUCUAAGGGACUGUUAACUCUUAAUCCCAAAUGCACUUUUUGCCUAAGCCAAUUCUAGCAGGCUAGGAAAAUUGUCAACCUGGAAAGGGCCACCCUGCAGCUCUUACCCUAACCUGUCACCGCUCCUUAUACACCUACACACACAGGAAUGCUUAGUUACUUCUAAGACAGUUGAUCAGCCAGCCAGAGGCUGCUGUAUCACAAGUCUCAUGCCCAGCCCACAUCUGCUCAGGAGGCAAAGCCCCACUCUGAGAUACCACAGCACUGCAGCCACUCAGCACCCACUGCAGCUCUGCCCUAAGACUCAGCACUUGGAGAAACUGUGCCUACCUCUGACUUAGUCUUGUGACUUGUCAGACAGUGACAAGUGGGCAAGGGGCAUUUUGUCACCAUCAUGUAGUAUCUGGUAUCUGUUAGCCAUGGCAGAACAGCCAUUCACAGGAGGAGUCUAGCCACAGACUAUUGCUUCCCCACUAACUGGCACUAAAGCAAGAGCUAAAUCCUGCUCCACCUGCUCUGCCCACACCCGUUUCAUCGUAAGACAGCCACCUUUAGUAGCUCCUCCUGCUGCCCCUAACACCAGCCACACAUGCUACAGCAACCACCCCACCCCACCUCUACACUGAGUGCUCCCCUGUCUAGAGCCCUCUUUCUCAGAGCUGCAGGACUUAGCUUCCCCUCCAGGAUGGCCUUGGACUUGUGGUAAUCCUCCUGCUUCAACACCCCCAGUCCUGUCACUGCCAAGGUGCUAGGAUCACGGGCAGGAGCAACUGUCUCUGGCUUCCUUUCCCCUCCAUAGCAAUGUCAGAGUUUCUCCCACUGAAGUACAUGCUGCAGGUCAGGGAUAUGGUCUGUGUUCAGAACACAGGCAUGUGAUAGGUACCUAAUACCCUAAUGAGACAAUCAACAAUCAAGGGUACUUUUAAAGUACUGACAAAUAACAUUUUAUAAGACAAUGAAAGUAGUUAUCCGCUCUCCCUUUCUUGAGGUUCUCAGCCACAUUCAGAGUAGGCAUCAAAAAGAAAAAGCACUGUAUCCUCAACACAUGUGCACACGCCGAGUUUUGAAAUUUCAGUUCCCAUGCCCCAUUCACUGGCUACUGGACACUCCCUGGACCACUCACUACUCAAGACCUGAUCUUUCCAUGCAGCAAACAGAAUACAACCCCUACCAGGACUUACAAUACUGCCUCAGCAUGGGGAAUAAUGAAACCACUGGGUGGGAAGGGAAAUGAGAAGUAAUGUCUUCUUCUUACACAGAAGACAGGAUCUGUGUAGAAGUAAACAUGAGCUUACUGAGAAGUGAGGGAAAGACAGGAGGCCUCAGGGAUGAUAGUGGCAUUGGACCAGAGAAUGAGAGUCUAAGGUAGGAGCUGGACUAACUGGUGAGACACAUAUCCCUCCCCAAGACUCAAUGUCUCAACUUACAGCAAGUGAAGGAUAUUACUUUUACAACCUAUACACAACUAGGCCUGCAACCUGCCACCAUCACCUCGUAAUGGUGACUUUGGAAAGAAUCCAGUCCCUGUGACCUUGAACUUCUGAGCUUCAACUCUAGAGGUCACGAAUGAGUGCAGAGUGAGAAAAAGCAGACCAGCUGGUUAGAAUAGCCCUUGGUUAGCUGUCUGGUUCCAUGUGUGAAGUGCCCUGUCUGCAGUGAGCAAAUGAUCAUGUUCAGGCAGCCCAUGGCUCUGCUUUUCCCCUGCUGAGUAACACACAGCAGCAACUGGUUUUGAAUCCCUUGGCACAUGGUAUGUCAUGACAAACUGAAGCCUUGCUGAGAAAUCCUAGGUGCUAUGAAGGCUUGCAUCUUACUUUGAUACAAAGCAUCACACUGCUGGCUUAGGAACAACCCAGCACUGAAGCUUAGUACCCAUGGAAAAACACACCAGCCAGUGACAGAAUAAGAAUACACAGCAAUGGUUCCUCAUUAUUUAUUAAGUUAGGCGUAUACAUUGAGCCAGCCACCAUAGUGUGGGCAUGUGGCCACGCCCACUGCUAUGUCACAUUAGGAAAAUAACUUUUCGAAUUGCAUUUCAACUGCAAUAACACCA